AUGGGAAUCAAAAUUGCAAUAUUUGUUUCAGCAAUAAUAGGAUUGUUAUGUGCAUUUAAGAUAUUUUCAUACUUGAGUGUGCCAUCUUAUUAAUCAAUUAUACACAUCAAUAGAGAUCAUGAUAUAAAAAUUUAUAGAGAUAAAUUUGGUGUGCCUCACAUUUAAGCACACUCAGUACCAGAUGCUCUAUAUGCUUAAGGGUUUGUUUAAGCUUAGGAUAGAUUAUGGUAGUUGCAUAUUAGAAAAAUGGCAUCUUAAGGUAGAUUAUCUGAGAUUUUUGGAGAGCGUACUUUAAAAGUUGAUUAGUAUUUUAGAGGCUUAGAUUACUAGGAUUCAGCUAGAAGGAUUGUUAAUUAAUUGAGUUCAGAAAGCUAAUAAUUAUUCUAAGCCUAUGUAGAUGGAAUUAACAAAGGAAGAAGCACUUUUACUCUCUUACCAAUAGAAUUCUAAUUGACUCGUUCUAAUUUUAUCGAGUGGGAAAUAUUUGAUAUGAUAUGCUUUAUUAAAUUUAUGGCUUAAACAACUAUGAAUGAUUUCCAUUUUGAAAUGAUGAGAUCAUCCAUUAAGGAAUUUGAUUUAGAAACAAUUAAAUACUUAACAGGUAUAGGACCAGACAAUCUAUUUGACAUUGAAACUACGACAAUAAAUGAAUAGGAAUUGAAGUAAUAAACUAAUUUACACAGUGACUAAUUUCACAAUAUAACAUCACCAUCAAAUAUUUAGGUUGCUGAUCUUAUGCAAUCCUAUAAGUUUUUGAUUGAUAAUGUUAUUCCUUUAAGUGUGGGAAGUAAUAGUUGGGCAGUGCAUGGAAACUUCACUAACACAGGUUAUCCGUACUUAGCAUCAGAUCCCCACUUAGAAAAUGGGUUGCCAUCUCAAUGGUAUUAGAGUUCAACAACUUUUCCAAAUGGAGAUUUCGUUGCAGGAGGAGCUGUUGUGGGUCUUCCUUAUAUUUUAUCAGGUAGAACAAAGAAUAUGGCAUGGGGAAUCACCAUUUCAUAUUCUGAUGCUAGUGAUUUGUAUGAAGAAUAAUUAAAAGAAAUUAAUGGGAAAAUGCAUUAUUUAUUCUAGGAAAAAUGGUACCCAACCAAAGAAAAAGUUGAACUUAUCCAUUAUGGAGAUAAGACAUACUAAAUGACAAUUCAUAGAACUCAUCAUGGGCCUAUCUUGAAUUUCUACUUUGAUGAUAGAGGAACCAAAACUAUCAAAUAAUUAGACAAGACCUACUCUUUAAGAUCAUUAAUUGACAUUGAUGAUAUUUAUGGACCAGAGUACUUUAAAUACAUUAUUAUUUUAGAGCAAUGUUACGUUUCAUUUAAGGAUCAGAUCUAAGUGAAUAAUUGAAGCUUCUCAAAAAGGUUGUGUAUCCAGGAUUAGGAAUGAUCUUUGCUUCAUAAAAAGAUGUAGCUUAUAUGAUAGUUGGAAAAUAAGUGAUAAGAUCAGGAAAUCCUGAUGAUUAUGGUUUUAUAAAAAAGGGAUGGAAUGGAGAAACAGAAUGGUUAGGGUUUAUUCCUGAAAAUGAGCAUCCAAUUAUAAUUAAUCCCCCCAAAGGAUUCGUUGCUACUGCUAACAAUAGAUUCUUCCCUAAAAACGAGAAGUAUCAUAGUAAUUGGAAUAUCAAUCCUACUGGCAGAGCUCAUAGAAUUUAUUAAGUUCUAUCUGAAAUUGUCCCAAAUAAGGUUAGUUAUGAAUAAAUGAAAUAAUUACAAUUAGAUACAGUUGAUAGCUAUGCAAAGUAAAGCUGGCCAGCUUUAAAAAAGUUAAUUCAAUCUCAAUAUUUUAAAGAACAAAUAGAUUCUUGGGAUUUCAAUUUAAGUAAAGAAUCAAAACAAGCCACUCUUUAUAUGUUAUUUGAACAUUUUUACUCUAAAAGUUUUCCAAACUUACCUCCUAGAUGGUCAUAAACAUACAAUUUCGAUUCUUUCUUUUUCCAUGAAAUAACAAGAUUUAAGGAAAAUGGAGCAUGGUGUCUACCUUAUACAUGCUCAUAACUCUUAAAUUAUGCAGUUGAAAAGGCUGUCGAACAUUACAAAUAAUUACCAAAACAGGGAUGGGGAAACAAUCAUAAAAAAUUUUAAGGACAUUUUACCUUUAAGGAUAAAUUCUUUGGUAUUUUUGAUAGAGAAAUACCAUUUGGUGGAAACAGAAGGUUUAUUAUAUAUGCUAAUAUUAUAGAACUCCAUCUGUGUCAACAUUUGAUAUAUCUCAAUUUCCAUUUAGAGGUUUGGCUGGAGCAAAUUAUAGAAUGCUUGUAUCUAUGGCACCUGGUGAUGUUGGUUAAUUCAUUGUAGAUGGUGGAGUUAGUGGAAAUCCUUUGUCUGAACAUUAUGACGAUCAAUUAUCAAUAUAUGCAGAAGGGAAGUACAUAGCAAUGUAUCAGAAACAAUUUGACAAGCUAACUUUGCUUAAAAGAGCUGAAUAGAGUGAGGAUUUAUGA
This is a messenger RNA of Paramecium octaurelia, 2437 nucleotides long. The record is from the annotation of a GenBank genome assembly. Lineage: Eukaryota; Ciliophora; Oligohymenophorea; Peniculida; Parameciidae.